CUGACCCUGCACUGAAAAACAUACCAACACACUAUGUGAUCUGAUAAUAAGUCAACAUAGGAAUUCAACCCAUUCCCUUUAAGCCUUUGUCUCACAACAGAAGUCAGCUUCAUUUUCAAGGAGCUGAGCUUUUGAGCUAGUUUUACAAGAAUGACAAGUUCUGGGAAAGUAGAUCAAGAUCAAAGCAAAAUCAAUGGCAUUGAAGAUUCUAAGACAACAAUUGAGUUCCUCCGGGGGAGAUUAUUAGCUGAAAGGUCUGCAUCACGGACAGCAAGGCAGAGAGCUGAUGAACUGGCACAGAGGGUGUCAGAGCUCGAAGAGCAGUUAAAGGUUGCGUCUCUGCAAAGAAAGAAAGCUGAGAAGGCCACAGCAGCUGUUCUGUCCAUAUUAGAGAACCAUGCAAUAGAUGAUCUUUCAGAGGAAUUUAGUUCAGGAUCUGAUCGGGAAACAAUCUUAUCUGAUUCGAAAGAUGCUGAAAAUAAAACAGAGGGAGGGGAAAUUUCGUCAAGUUCGGAGAUUGCGUCUUCUCCAUCAACUGCCCGAAGUUUGUCGUGGAAAAGUGGCAAAGGUUCUUCGCAUUCUUUGGACAGGAGGAAAUACACUGAUUCUAAUAGGAGAAGACGUAGUAACUUUGCAUCCACUGGCAUUUCUUCUUCAAAACGGGCUGGUAAAUCAUGCCGACAGAUAAGGCGCAGGGAUACCAGAUCAGCUAGUGAUGAGUUACAAAAUAGUUCUGCUGAAUGUGCCUCUGAGGCUCUUCCAAGUUCUGCUAACAAUAAGCCUCAUUCUUUGACGGACGGAGCUGGCAACAGUGAGACAAAUGAUCAAGUGGACGUUUCUGCAUCAGGUGUGUCAGGAAAUGAAAGGCAAGCUGAUAAGAAUGAUGAAGACAUGCAAAGAGUUUCACAUCAGCAAGCGCAACUUAUAGGGCAAUAUGAAGCUGAGGAAAAAGCUCAGAGAGAAUGGGAAGAGAAGUACAGAGAGAGUAAUAGCCAUACACCGGAUUCAUGUGACCCUGGAAAUUACUCGGAUGUGACUGAAGAAAGAGAUGACUUGAAGGCAUCUCAGCAACCACGCUUAGCUGGAAAAAGCAGUUCUCAAAAUCAUGCAAACAAGUAUGGAGCAGCAGAUAUUCCCUCUACUGAGGAAAAUGGAACUAUAAACAGUUCUCCAUCGGCCCCACAUGUCAAUAUGCGCUGCUUGAAAGAUAUAAAAAGCAGCAGAACUGGUGAAUCAGAUUCCCCAGCAUUAGAGUUUACACGCUCGAUGUCUAAUGGGAAUUGUUUAGAAAAUCACGGCCAUAGAUCUUAUAGUCACCAUCAGUCUUUUCCUGCGACUCCUUCUCCCAUGCAUCCCCGAGUACAUACUACCUUGUGUUCUGGAGGUAGCAGUUUGCAGGCCGGACAAGCUCUUCAAACAGGAUACGAACUUGCCUUGGUGUCUCACAACACUCCGAAUGGUGUAGGCUCUGUCCUCGGGGAACUUGAACAAGCUAAACUUUCACUGAAUAAACAAAUCAACAGCUCACCACCACUAAUAUCUGGAUCUUCUAUCAAGUCCAUGGAGUACCCGGUAUUGCCCCCGAGAUUCAGUUCCGCAAACUAUUCUCCUGAACCUUCCAUGUAUGAAAUCUCGGCAAGUCCUCACGUGGAGUGUCGAUCAAAUUAUGUUACACUUAAUAGGUUUACUUCUCCAUCCCCAAGACCUUUCUCGGAGGCAUCUUCUUCAGCUCCUGCAUACAGGCAUAACUCUGACACCCACUUAGAUGCGGGCCUACCAUCAUCAAUGAGGUUUAAUCCUAACUCGAGUUCACGUCAUCCCUUCUCUAGUAAAUUUACGUACCCGACGUAUGCCAUGCGCCCAGAUAUGGUGCCAAAAUUACCCUCAGGUGAAGUAUUCUCGAGAAAUUUCACUCUGAAUGAGACAGGUCUACCUCCCUCAUUUUCCUUCUCAACCUUGUGCCCGGAGGUGGUGCCAAAACUACCCUCAGGUGAAGUAUGCUCGAGAAACUUUUCUACUAAUGAGACAGGUAUACCUCCCUCAUUGGCCGUCUCACGUUAUGAUCCUCGUAUCAGACCAAAUAUGUAUAGUAAUUGAUAUUGUUUACACUACAGUUCUUGGUUAAGAAUCUCCACGUACCUCAAAUGUUAUGAGAUGAGUUUACAUAGGUUAUAUAUUGUUCUAUAGUUUGUAUGUCAUUUUCUUAAUCCCAAUCUACUCAAGUUAGGGGUCACAGAGAAACCUCAGCAAUAUACCUUUGGUUUUUGAAGCUGUUGUUGUAUACUAGGUGUGACUUGUCAGAAAUAAAUGAAAUUAUUGGCAGGUGGCUAUAA
Messenger RNA from Lycium barbarum (goji berry), 2333 nucleotides. RefSeq lists its product as uncharacterized. The transcript is spliced from 6 exons. The record is from RefSeq and is a predicted model, not a curated record. Lineage: Eukaryota; Viridiplantae; Streptophyta; Magnoliopsida; Solanales; Solanaceae. Bases 151 to 2097 code for a protein of 648 amino acids.